Aspergillus mulundensis is the source of this 1248-nucleotide messenger RNA. RefSeq lists its product as uncharacterized. The coding region runs from base 1 to 1248 and encodes 415 amino acids. The record is from RefSeq and is a predicted model, not a curated record. The transcript has 2 exons. Lineage: Eukaryota; Fungi; Ascomycota; Eurotiomycetes; Eurotiales; Aspergillaceae.
AUGCCUUCAACCCUGAGCCUUUCGCGCCUCGCAAUAUUCGCGGUCCUGGCCGCCAUUUCCCUCCCCUGGCUGCAAUCCCGCCAAUACACGCUCUCCCUACUCUUCAAAAACAAGCCCGAGAAUCUGCCCGAGAUCAACGCGUUCUCCUCCUCAAGCCUAAAAUUCACAGACAAGCCCGGCCUCCGCAACUGCGAGGAUGGCAUCGUCGUACCCGAAGACGGCUUCGCGAUCCUGAGCUGCGAUCCCGGUCGUGAUCUGUGGAAUACAGUCAUGGGCACAUUCUAUCACGACCACGGCAAGAUUCCAAAUGGGAAACUUUGGCUCUACAACUACGCCUUGGACUUCGAUGCUGCACCCGGAACCGAGGGCGAGAAUGAGGAUGAGCAUGAGAACCAGACAGAAGAGAAAAUCGUGCAGCAGAUCCACUUCACCGACACACCACCCAACUUCUCCUUCCACCCGCUAGGCAUCGACCUCCACCGCGCCUCAAGCACGCUCUUCGUAGCUAACCACGCGAUCGACGGGUCCCGUCUCGAAGUGUUUAUCCUCGACACGAACGGCAGAAUCCCCGUGGCGCGAUACGUCAAGAGUAUCCUGCACCCGCUCCUGCCGGGUCCGAACUCGCUCAUCGCGCUCAGCGAGCACGAGCUCUACGUCACGAACGACCACUACAUCCUCCGCCGGAAGUGGUCGCUCGGCGCGCUGUUCGAGACGUACGCCGGUAUCCCCGGCGGAACGGUGGUGUACGUGAAUCUGAACGAGGAGAAGGAGGUCGUCGAGAUGCGGAACGUUGCGCGCGGGCCGUUCGCGAAUGGGGUUGCGCUGGUUAACGAGACGACUGUUGCGGUCGCUGUAACGGCGGCCGCGGAGGUGCGGCUGUAUAAGAGGACGGGGGACAGCGGCUUGACGUAUCUAAAGGCAAUCAGGAUGCCGUUCUUGCCUGAUAAUUUGGCGACUGAGAAAAAUGGGUCCCUGCUUAUUGCGGGACACCCGCAUCCGCCGAGUCUGGAUAAGACGGUUCAUGAGCGAAGGGCUUGUAUUGGGGCUGAUGGGGUUGUGCCGAAGGAGUGCUGGAAGAGUACGGCGCCCAGUUGGGUUGCGAGGUGGAGUGAGGAUAAAGGGGUGGAGAGUUUGUAUAUCACGGCCAGUGAGUUUGGGUCGAGUGCGACGGCUGCGAAGGAUGUUGGCAGGAAUGUGGGUAUUGUGACGGGGUUGUAUGAGAGUGGGAUUUUGGUGUGGAGGGAGUAG